Messenger RNA from Tetrahymena thermophila SB210, 657 nucleotides. Its product is annotated as oxalate/formate antiporter protein, putative. The record is from RefSeq and is a predicted model, not a curated record. The transcript is spliced from 8 exons. Gene Ontology annotation, biological process: activation of GTPase activity; nucleocytoplasmic transport. Gene Ontology annotation, molecular function: small GTPase binding; GTPase activator activity. Lineage: Eukaryota; Ciliophora; Oligohymenophorea; Hymenostomatida; Tetrahymenidae. Gene Ontology annotation, cellular component: nucleus; perinuclear region of cytoplasm; cytosol.
AUGAUGUAAUAGAUUAAAAGAUAUAAUAGAUUAGAAGAAUUUAUAAGCUCUUCUCUUUUAUCUCAUUAGAUUCUCCAUAUUGAUCUCGGUAACAUUAAAAUUGGUGAUUAAGGUGCAUCAGGCUAUGGUUAUGCUUUAGCAAAGCGCAUUAUCUCAAAUUUAACACUUGUCCAUAAUCACAAUAAAAUUGGUGAUGAAGGUGCAUCAGGCUUAGGUUCUGCUUUAGCAAAGUGCAUUAAUCUCUCAAAUUUGACACUUGACCUUUCAAACAAUUCAAUUGGUGCAAUCGGUACAUCAGGCUUAGGUUCUGGUUUAGCAAAGUGCAUUAAUCUCUCAAAUUUGACACUUGAGCUUUAUCACAAUAAAAUUGGUGAUUAAGGUGCAUCAGGCUUAGGUUCUGCUUUAUCAAAGUGCAUUAAUCUCUCAAAUUUGACACUUAUCCUUGGUUAAAAUUAAAUUGGUGAUGAAGGUGCAUCAAGCUUAGGUUUUGCUUUAGCAAAGUGCAUUAAUCUCUCAAAUUUGACACUUGACAUUUAUUUCAAUAAAAUUGGUGAUUAAGGUGCAUCAGGCUUAGGUUCUGCUUUAGCAAAGUGCAUUAAUCUCUCAAAUUUGACACUUGACCUUGAGUAAAAACAGUUUAUUUGUUUUGGAUUGUGA